ACUGCAUGCUCCUUUGUUAGCUGGGGUUGGACAAAAUCAGUAUACAAAAAUGGACAGUCUGAUGGAGUACAGUGAGGAAAAUAUGAUUACAGUUUGAGCAACCGUCAAUCAAACUGGCUUCAUCUGACCUACAUCCCAUUAUGUACCAGGAUCCCUCCUCCUAAAUCCUCCCCCUGAGUCACAGACAUUAAUCUUCCAUCAUUCAGAGAGGAAAGACAAAUACAUUGUUCAAAGUGCGGACAAUCAAAGUGCAGAGCUUGUGAGGAGGACAGAAUAACUGAACACACCCCUGGAUUUGGUAUUUUUUACCACACUGAAAAAGAAAAGAAGGAGAGCAGCAAAGGGAGGAUUACCCAGAGGCAUAUGAUGAUAUGGAAGCAUCUGUUCUGAUCUGAUCAGUCCUUUAAAUCACCUCCACAGUCUUUUUACUUGAAUUUUAACCAUGGGACCGCUUCAUGAGCCAGGAUGGCAGAAGAGAAGCCAAAUCAAAAGUUGUGAGGAAAACCAGCAUUGCAAUAAGUCUUUCUCUCAGCGCAGACAGUCGGCACCUUCUAUUAUUCUCAGCAAAGCUCUUACAAAGUCGAAACCUGUUGCCAGGGAUUGUGCAUCUCAGGUUAGCCAGGACAUUUUCGCCCUGAUCCAAUCUCUGCUCAGCCCAACAAGGAAGCUCAUUUGCCAAGGCAAUGUGGUGCUGCAGACUGGGCUUCAGACCCAAGAGAGAGUCCUCAUCCUCUUCAGUGAUCUUCUCAUCAUCACCAAGGCCAAGUCAGUAAUGCAGGUGAAGCAGAAGAAGUGUGUGCGUAUUAGUGAGAUGUGGACGGCCAGCUGUGUGGAUGAGGUGUGUGAGGCUAGUACCGCUUCAGAGAGGAGCUUUGUCAUGGGUUGGCCAACUUACAACUGUGUGGCUAAUUUUAGCACUUCAGAAGAGAAAGACAGGUGGCUGUCUCUCAUUGAAAGUUGCAUAAAAGAAGAAAAACAGAGUGAUGAUCCGAAGAUGAUUCCACUAAAGAUAUUUGCAAAGGAUGUCGGCAACUGUGCCUAUGCAAAGACUCUUUUUAUCAGCAACACAGACUGCACCUCUGAUGUCAUUGGCACAGCACUGCAGCAGUUUGGUCUUUCGGGUGGAAUAAAAGAUUAUAAGCUGUGGGUGUGUUCAAAACAAGAUGAAACACCAUACCCUUUAAUUGGUCAUGAGUUUCCUUAUAGCAUAAAGAUGAGCCACAUUCGCCUGCUGCAGCAAGAUGCAGUGACGUUAUCCUGCAGCCAGAUGGCGCUUUUGCCUAUUGACGCUCAGUGCCAGUUCUUCUUGAGGCCCAGUAAAAUGAGUAGCAGCACCUGCACAGCAGAACAGAAAAGCAAGAGGAGGAGGAUGUCUAUUUUUAGCUGGGCUUUUAAACGAGGCUUCAGCAUUGAACAGGAUGUUCAGUCCGAAUCUCUUGUCCAAACCAUUCAACCAGCUUCUGGUCAUCUGUUUGGUCGGCCACUCAGUGAUGUGAUAAAAGACAAUAUCCUGCCAUCAUCCAUUGUUGACAUGCUGAAGUGUUUGUGCAGAGAGGGGACUGUGACGCAUGGAAUAUUCCGGUGCUCUGCUGGAGUGAAGGCCUGCCGAGAAUUGAGGGAAAAGCUGGAUUCUGGUCACUAUGAAGAGCCACUGAGUGCAGAACCUGUACUUGUUACUGCUUCAGUGUUCAAGGAAUUCUUACGCAAUAUACCGGGCAGCCUAUUGUGUGAGGAGCUCUAUGAGCAGUGGCUCCAAGCAGUGGAGCAGAAUGGUGAAAGAAAUGGACAAAUGCCGGAGAGAAACCUUCUACAGAAUGUUCAGACACUUGUUCAGCUUUUACCUAAAGAAAAUCUCCUGCUGCUGAGACACAUGCUAGCGAUGCUGCACCACAUACAACUCAAUGCCGAGCACAACCAGAUGACCUCUUUUAACCUGGCUGUGUGUAUUGCACCUAGCUGUCUGUGGAAUUGCAAACUAUCACAAUCUCAUGAAAAAGACGCCAAAAAGGUGUGUGACCUUGUGCGUGUUUUGAUUGACAACUGCUGUGCGUUGUUUGGGGAUGAAAUUAUAACCCUCUUAAUGGAUUUGACUGAAGACAAUAGAAGCAACCGCGGAUCAGUUGGGUCCCUGCAGCAGAUGUCAGAUUCAGGUUGUGAGAGUCUGAAGAAUGAGGUGAAUACAGACACAGAGGAUAUUUCUAAGAGCCGUUCUCUUAAAGACAGUCGUAGUAUGGACUCACUCAUGUCACUGAGUGAUUGUGACCUCGAUUUGCCAGAAAGCCACCUGCCGUCUUCCACCCCAUUGACACAAAUCGGGAACUUUUCACCUGCAGUGCGACAGCUCCGAUCCCUUAAAUUACACAGACACUUCAUGUCCACCAUUGCUUUGACUUCUGAGGAGCAGGAAGUUACCCUAGAAAGUGGAAAACAUGAAGAGUUUAAGAGACCUGAUCAAGUCAAUGAUAAUUUGUUUCUAGAACAAAGCUUUCAGCAACUGAAUUUCGUGAGAGAAAAGCAAACUCCACCAACCUCCAAUGUGUCAUCACCAGUGACUUCACCAAUGCACUCAUCUGUGAGUUCAAUAGACAGUCCAUUUUCUCUGUCCACCGGUCAGACUUGUCAUUCUCCUCAGGACUCUCCAGAAAAGGGACAAUCUGAUUUGCAAGCUCAAAAUGGCGCAGACUACCAACAUUCAAACAGCUUGCCGAAUGUAAAAUCAUCUCCGCCACAUCAUCAGAGGAACAUCACUGAUACUGAAAGGAGUUUACAAUGUAAAGUGCCCAAAAAUCCUCCUUUUCAUCAGCAGGCCUAUCAAAAACUCAACAGAAAACCAUUCUCACAGACUCCCACUCAAAUGCUUUCACAUAAAGGAAAAGGCCUUUUCUACAGGGGCCCCUGGAGCCACACGCAGAGUCCUUUAGGACACCCCAAUAUGCCCCCUGACCCUCAGACCGUCAGGUUCACUUGUCAAACCAGGACUGAAGAAGAGGUCAAGCUACCACAGAGUGUGUUUUGCAGACAGAGCUGCAAGUUGAUGGUGCACAAAGUCAGGGGACAGAACACCGGUUUGAAGUCUAGCAAACUCUCUGGGGAGCAGUUGAGGUUUAAAGCUCUUGAUUUGCACCCCUCCUCUGGAAAAAUAGUCGGGGAGUACUUUAUGGAUGCUUCUCCUCUCAGAGAGAAGCAGGCUAAUGGGAAAGGUCAAAGGCUCAGUUGUUGCAGUAGCAGCCAGUGGAUUGUCUGAAGCCAAUGGGAACAGUCUUUUUCCAAAAACAGAUCAUACACACUAUGACUCCAUUAAUAAUAAUAAUCUGCAGUUUCUUAUAAUUAACAAUUACAGGCUUAAUAUUACAAUAUUAUUAAAUUU
This is a messenger RNA of Carassius carassius (crucian carp), 3367 nucleotides long. Its product is annotated as rho GTPase-activating protein 20-like. Bases 443 to 3244 code for a protein of 933 amino acids. The transcript has 16 exons. Gene Ontology annotation, biological process: signal transduction. Gene Ontology annotation, molecular function: GTPase activator activity. Lineage: Eukaryota; Metazoa; Chordata; Actinopteri; Cypriniformes; Cyprinidae. The record is from RefSeq and is a predicted model, not a curated record.